This is a messenger RNA of Oxyura jamaicensis (ruddy duck), 1489 nucleotides long. It is a transcript of the gene MSL1, whose product is annotated as MSL complex subunit 1. Lineage: Eukaryota; Metazoa; Chordata; Aves; Anseriformes; Anatidae. Gene Ontology annotation, cellular component: MSL complex. The record is from RefSeq and is a predicted model, not a curated record. The transcript is spliced from 7 exons. Bases 47 to 1054 code for a protein of 335 amino acids.
GCUUCGGCCUCGCCGUGCGUCGCAGCUGCUGGCGCGGAUCGAGCGCAUGGAAAGGCGAGUGCAGCUGGUGAAGAAGGACACGGAGCGGGAGAAGCAGCGCAUCUUCCAGGGCUUCGAGGCGGACGACAAGGCCGAGGCGGAGGCGUGCGAGAAGCUGCCGCUGGAGUGCCCGCAGGACCUGCUGGAGCCCUCGCAGACCCUGCAGCCCAAGCACUUCCCCUACGGCAGGAACGGGAAGGGGCACAAAAGGAAGCCGCCGUUCGGGAGCACGGAGAGGAAGACCCCCGUUAAAAAACUGGUGUCGGAGUUCUCGAAGGUGAAGAGCAAAACUCUGAAGCACUCCCCGGUGAAAGAGGAGUCGAGCGGCUCUUUGUCCGAAACUGUUUGCAAACGGGAACUGCGGAGCCAAGAGACUCCGGAAAAAAACAGGGCGCUGCUGGAGACCCCGCUCAGACCCUCGGCGCCCCUGAAGGGCCCCGGCAGCCAGCCCAAGGAGAAGGGCUUCUUCAGCGAGAUCGAGGACCUGCCCUACCUUUCAACCACGGAAAUGUACUUGUGCCGCUGGCAUCAGCCCCCCCCAUCACCGUUGCCGUUACGAGAGCCCUCCCCAAAGAAGGAGGAGACUGUAGCAAUUCCAUCUUGGAGGGACCAUGUCGUGGAGCCCCUGCGAGACCCCAACCCCUCAGACGUCCUGGAGAACCUCGACGACAGCGUGUUUUCCAAACGGCAUGCGAAACUGGAGCUGGACGAGAAACGGAGAAAAAGGUGGGACAUCCAGAGGAUCAGGGAACAACGAAUCCUCCAGCGCCUGCAGCUCAGAAUGUACAAAAGGAAAGGAAUUCAAGAGUCGGAGCCUGAAGUUACCUCAUUUUUCCCUGAGCCGGAUGACGUGGAAAGCUUGCUGAUCACCCCCUACCUGCCCGUCGUCGCCUUCGGCCGCCCCUUACCCAAACUGACCCCACAGAAUUUCGAGCUGCCCUGGCUGGACGAGCGCAGCCGCUGCCGGCUGGAGGUGCAGAAGAAGCAGACCCCGCACCGGACCUGCAGGAAGUAGCGGCGGAGCCGGGAGCUCUGCGCGUUUCGGGGGCCCGGCCCUCUUGGUUCUCGUUCACGGAUGUUUUUUUUUUUUUUUACUAUUUUAUUCUUUUUUUUGUUCCCUCCACGCCCCGGUUUUGUUCUCUCGGGUUUUUCACAACACGGUCCGGCCUCGUCCCCGCCGGCCGCGCUUCGAGCUGGGCUUUCUGCCCCCUUCUCCUCCCUCCUCCGAAGCCUUUGGGCGGCCGCGGGCAGGGACCGGACCCUGCGGAGAAGCCCCAAAAUGGGGGGGGGGGCGGCGCUGCGGUGCCCUCCCACACUGUGCCCGCCUCUUUCUGUCGUUUUUAGGUAGAAAUCGUCUGGUUUUGGGGCGGGAGCAGCCCCCGGCAGCGCUCGCCGCUUUUUCUUUUCCCCCAUUGAGCGGCUGUUGGGGGGGGGUGGGGAGAGGUUAAAA